AUGGCACCACUCACGCCCUCCUCCGCUCUCCUCUUCGGCGCUGCAUUGGGCAGCACGGCAGGUGAAUGUCCUGGAAAGUCCUCGUCGGCGCCGCGCCGCCCGCGGAUCUUGGUAGUGGGCGCCGGGCCGACAGGGAUCGAGGCUGCUGUCUCAUGCAGCCUUGCCGGUCUCGGAGUCAUGCUCUGCGAAAAGGGCGACAUCAUCGGGCACGCGGUCCGGGACUGGGGCCACGUGCGCCUAUUCUCCUCCAACAGCCUAAACUGCUCGCCAGCUGGCCUCCGCGCGCUCGCCGACCUCGGCCUCGCUCCUCCCGACCCCGCGACCUAUCCGACGGGCGAUGAGCUCUGCGAAACAUACCUCGAGCCGCUCGCAAAGUGGCUGGCGCAGCGCGAAGACUGCGAAGAGACGCUGGUCGAGGGCCUCGCCGGAGUCAUCGACGCGUCGGGCACGUACGGCCGCGGCAACUUUCUCGGCCGGGGCGGCGCGCCUGCGCUCGGCGAGCGAAAGCCCGAUGAAGCUGGGCAGCUCGCUCCUCCACGCGCGAGCGCCAAGAGCUACGGCCGAGCCUCGUCCUUCCUGCUCGCCAUCGGGCACAAGCAGGUCCAGGGCGUCGUCGCGCUCCUUGCGGAGGCGCUGCUGCCAAAACCCUCCAUGUAG
This is a messenger RNA of Emiliania huxleyi CCMP1516, 657 nucleotides long. RefSeq lists its product as hypothetical. The coding region runs from base 1 to 657 and encodes 218 amino acids. The record is from RefSeq and is a predicted model, not a curated record. The transcript is spliced from 4 exons. NCBI's taxonomy places the organism in Eukaryota, Haptophyta, Isochrysidales, Noelaerhabdaceae.